Messenger RNA from Branchiostoma floridae (Florida lancelet), 1010 nucleotides. Its product is annotated as multiple epidermal growth factor-like domains protein 11. The record is from RefSeq and is a predicted model, not a curated record. Gene Ontology annotation, molecular function: protein binding. The transcript is spliced from 8 exons. Bases 174 to 1010 code for a protein of 278 amino acids. Gene Ontology annotation, cellular component: membrane. Lineage: Eukaryota; Metazoa; Chordata; Leptocardii; Amphioxiformes; Branchiostomatidae.
ACGUCACUGAAUGGAAACCCUACCCUGGGCGAUCAUCUUUCUCACGCAGUACCAGGCUGCACCAGGAAACGGGAGCAGACACAAACAUUGUCCACUUUCUAGUUGUCUGCAAACAUUUCCGCACAUUUUCCAUGUUCAAGUAAGACAAGGAAGACCCAAGACAUACUAGAACCAUGAGGUGGAAGGAGUCCCUAUGCAUUGCAACAUUGCUGCUGGUUGCCAUGGUUACUGUGACGGAGGCUAGAGUGCCUGGGAAGUUAAUGGUAGUCAACAGGGUGAGGAGGGAUGUGAACACUACCAUGGCGACGACCCCUGCGCCUGAUGGGUCACUCCUGGACCCGAACGGACCCCAUGUUUGCACCAGAAGGAUCACUGAAUCAAGGACUGUGAGGGAAACGUACCGACAGCCAUACACCACUUUAACCACCAGAUGCAUCUAUUUCCUUUGCUUUCAACAGCCGAAAACGGCAUAUAGACAGGCUUACAGAAGCGUGGUCAAGAGUACGAUCGUAACAAAACGUGCCUGCUGCCCCGGAUACUACCAAGAGGGCGACAGUUGCGAACCAUCCUGUUACAUGUGCGUCCAUGGCACCUGUACUGCACCUGAUGUCUGCACCUGCGAGGAAGGAUACGUGGGACAACAAUGCCGAUGCGAUGGCCAGCACUAUGGGUCUAACUGUGAGCUGAGCUGUGACUGUGAGAACGGCGGGACGUGUGGGGGAGACGAUAGUCAGUGUUUCUGUCCACCCGGCUACUCUGGGGAUCGCUGUGAGAACCAGUGUCCUGAGGGUACCUAUGGUGCAUCGUGUGAUAACAGGUGUACGUGUGAGAACGGUGUGUGUGAUCAUGUCACUGGAGAGUGUCAGUGUAAUGAUGGGUACACAGGGCCCAGGUGUAAUGAGGCUUGUGAGGACCCCAAUGGCUGUCUGCAGUGUCCGUGCCUGAAUGGAGGGACCUGUGACGGUAACGGAGCAUGUGUCUGUGCUGCGGGCUUCAAGGUAUGCCUAUAA